AUGGAGGAACAAUACAUUUCCAAACUCCACCCAAUAGUGGAUUAUGGAGCUGGGGUCUUUCUUCUGAUCAUAGCCAUCCUCACAAUCCUUGGAAAUUCAGCUGUCCUGGCUACAGCUGUGAAACGUUCUUCCCUCCUGAAGUCACCAGAGCUGCUCACAGUCAACUUGGCAGUAGCAGAUAUUGGAAUGGCAAUCAGCAUGUAUCCACUGGCCAUUGCAUCCGCCUGGAACCACGCCUGGCUGGGAGGAGAUGUGUCCUGCAUGUAUUAUGCCCUGAUGGGCUUCCUUUUUGGUGUCUGCAGCAUGAUGACCCUGUGUGCCAUGGCUGUCAUUCGAUUCCUUGUUACCAAUUCAUCCAAAUCUAACAGUAACAAAAUCACCAAGAACACCAUUCGCAUCUUGAUUACUUUCAUCUGGCUCUACUCCUUGCUCUGGGCCAUUUUGCCCUUGGUAGGGUGGGGCUACUAUGGCCCUGAGCCAUUUGGUAUCUCUUGUACAAUAGCCUGGAGCAAGUUCCACAACUCUUCCAAUGGCUUUUCAUUCAUCUUGAGCAUGUUCCUCCUGUGCACAGUCCUGCCUGCACUGACCAUUGUUGCCUGUUACUUGGGAAUUGCCUGGAAAGUUCACAAAGCGUACCAAGAGAUCCAGAAUAUUGACAGGAUCCCUAAUGCAGCUAAACUGGAGAAAAAGCUGACAUUGAUGGCUGUGCUCAUCUCGGUCAGCUUCCUGAGCUCGUGGACACCCUAUGCAGCAGCCAGCUUCUGGUCCAUCUUUAACUCCAGCAAUGCCCUACAGCCCAUUGUCACACUCCUGCCCUGUCUGUUUGCCAAAUCUUCAACAGCCUACAACCCUUUCAUUUACUACAUCUUCAGCAAAACUUUCCGGCGUGAAAUUAAACAGUUACAGUGUUGCUGUGGCUGGCGAGUUCGUUUUUUCAGCACUGACAACUCUGCUGAAAAUCCUGUGUCCAUGAUGUGGAGUGGGAGAGACAAUGUACGUCUUUCCUCAGCUGCCAAGCUGGAGAACCAGGGAGCUGCAGCUCACUGUUGA
Molecule: messenger RNA, 1050 nt
Organism: Chaetura pelagica (chimney swift)
Lineage: Eukaryota; Metazoa; Chordata; Aves; Apodiformes; Apodidae
Product: opsin-5-like
Exons: 4
Coding region: 1-1050 (349 amino acids)
Biological process (GO): G protein-coupled receptor signaling pathway
Cellular component (GO): membrane
Molecular function (GO): G protein-coupled receptor activity
Source: RefSeq, a predicted model, not a curated record